CACUAUUACACCACCAAUAGCCACAUUAAGCAAAAUGAAUCGUCAUACCAAUCUCAACUUUUUCUGUGUGCUCCUCCUCCUCUUCUUCAUUCUCUCUUCUUCCUCCUUCCUUGCUUCAGCAAAGGCUGAAGAUGAAGAAUAUAACUACAAAGAAGAGAGUGACAGAGGGCCAAAAAAUUGGUGGCGUAUCAACCCUAAAUGGAAAGCUUGUGGGAAUGGAAAACUACAAUCUCCCAUUGAUAUCCUUGACAAAAGGGUGCAGGUGUUUCCUGAAUUGGGUAAACUUCAAAAAGAUUACCAACCAGCUCCUUCUGUCUUAAAGAAUACUGGUCAUGCCAUCACGGUGAAAUGGAAUGGGAAUGCAGGGCAGCUUAACAUAAAUGGAACUUACUACAAACUGGUUCAAUGUCAUUGGCACACACCUUCAGAGCACACGUUCAAUGGAACAAAGUUUGAGCUGGAACUUCAUGCAGUCCAUCAAAACUCUAAAGGAGAGAUUGCUGUUAUUGGAAUAUGGUAUAAAAUUGGUCGUCCUGAUCGCUUGCUUUCAAAGCUUCUGAAGGACUUAAAAUCACUUGAUGAGAAGGACACAGAUUUAGGAGUUAUUAACCCAGGAAUCAUCAAGUUUGGAAGCAGAAAGUACUACAGAUAUGUUGGUUCACUUACAACUCCACCAUGCACUGAAGGUGUUGUUUGGACAAUAGUGAAGAAGGUGAGAACAGUCUCAAGGGAGCAGUUGAGAGCAUUGAAAGGAGCUCUUCAUCAUGGAUAUGACGACAAUGCAAGACCGACACAGAAUGUUAAUGGAAGAGAAGUUUGGUUAUAUAGACCUAAGGAGAAUGCAAAGACUACUUAGAUAUUUGUAUAAAGAUGUGAAGGAAUUCACAGAUGAAGCCUGAAGGAUAAGAGUGAAGCACUUGGAAUGAUAGGUGUUAUCAGUUAUGUUUUUAGUGUGCUUGUUUUUGCAGUAGUUGCUUUGAUUGGUUUCUGGUUUAAGGAGAUAGUGAUGAUUUGACCUUUUGUAUGAGGGACUCAUGCUUUGAAUGUUAUAAAUCGCAUUC
Molecule: messenger RNA, 1061 nt
Organism: Vigna angularis (adzuki bean)
Lineage: Eukaryota; Viridiplantae; Streptophyta; Magnoliopsida; Fabales; Fabaceae
Product: alpha carbonic anhydrase 4-like
Exons: 7
Coding region: 35-856 (273 amino acids)
Molecular function (GO): zinc ion binding; carbonate dehydratase activity
Source: RefSeq, a predicted model, not a curated record